Molecule: messenger RNA, 1771 nt
Organism: Melitaea cinxia (Glanville fritillary)
Lineage: Eukaryota; Metazoa; Arthropoda; Insecta; Lepidoptera; Nymphalidae
Product: inositol polyphosphate 5-phosphatase K-like
Exons: 10
Coding region: 1-1656 (551 amino acids)
Biological process (GO): phosphatidylinositol dephosphorylation
Cellular component (GO): ruffle; cytoplasm; plasma membrane
Molecular function (GO): phosphatidylinositol-4,5-bisphosphate 5-phosphatase activity
Source: RefSeq, a predicted model, not a curated record
AUGGAUACCCUCAGGUUUUAUUUCGUGACCUGGAAUGUAGCAACUAGGUCUCCAGGUCAAGACCUCAACUCAUUACUGGAUUUUCCAUCGCAGUUUAAUAAAAACAAACCUUUACCAGAUUUUUAUGUUAUUGGAUUGCAAGAAGUUAAAUCUCAACCACAGAAUAUGUUAAUGGACAGUCUUUUCACCGAUCAAUGGACAUCAAUGUUCAAUAAAAUUCUGUGCAGACAAGGCUUUGUAGUAGCCAAGAGCAUAAGGUUGCAAGGAAUCAUCUUGAUUGUAUAUACUAAAUUGAAACAUGUAACACACCUAAGAGAUAUUGAGGCACAGUUUACUAAAACAGGAUUGGGUGGAUUAUGGGGUAACAAAGGAGCGGUGAGCGUCAGGUUUAACAUAUACGGUUGUUCGGUGUGCCUAGUAAAUUGUCACUUGGCCGCCCACGAUUAUAUGCUCGAGGAGCGUAUAAGCGAAUACAACACAAUAAUUAAAGAACACUGCUAUCACAUUGCCGAGACUUCAAACAUUUUAUAUCAUGACUACGUAUUUUGGGUGGGUGAUCUCAACUUUCGUUUGGACCAUCCUUCUGAUAGUAGUCCAUCAUCAGAGGAAAUCGUAGCUGCUUUAGAAAAAGUUGAGAAGGAUAAAUACACGUCGUUAUUAAAACACGAUCAAUUGUUGGCUGUGAUGAACAGCGGGGAAGCAUUUUCAGAAUUUAGUGAACCUGAGAUCAAGUUCCCUCCUACAUACAAAUUUAAUAUUGGGACCGACGAUUAUGAUUUGAAACGUAAACCAUCGUGGACAGACAGAAUAUUGUACAAAGUGAUAGCGAACAACUAUGAAAAUAUAACGUUGAGGGCUGAUUUGAUAUCUUACAACCACAUGCCCCACUAUAUGGUCAGCGACCACAAGCCUGUUGUCGCACAGUUUAACAUAAAAAUUCGAUCCGCUGUCCCCGUAGAGGUACCAAAAAUAAAGAAGACACAGAUACGCAUGCGUUCUGCUCUAAUACCGCCUGAGGGUGAUGCUUCAAUGGUAGAACCAAUAGCUGCCUUUUCGGCUUUAGACGAUAAUAUUGGUAUAGAUUCUACAGAACAAGAGGAAGAGUUUUCUGUUUCCUUUCAGGCGUUUUCCAACUACACAGUUAAGACGGUGGAGUUUGAUCCAAUUGUUCGUAUUUGGUACAUAGGCGAUGCCGAUUUUAGGACACAGUGUACUUUGUCUCCUGAUGUGGAAAUACAUCCUAAUGAUUGGAUUGGAAUAUACGAUGCCGAUUUCCAAAAUUUGGACAAUUACAUAGUGUACGAGUACCUCGCGAAGGUCAGCGUGGCCCCUACAGCUGCUCCGGGGACGCUUCGAAAAGUGACUCUUAGCUUCCCUGUUGGUAGUGGAGUACGAACGCCCGGCUUCUACCGGCUUAUAUACUUCAGUCAGCCUAAUAGCGAAGUCAAGAGCGUUUUAGGUAUAUCCGAACCGUUCGAGGUAAGUAGCAAAGAAGACAGGUUAGUAACAAUCGACCCCUGUGUCGAGGCGUCAACGAGUUCAUCCCCCGGUCGCUCUAAACCCUCUACAGCCACAACGGACAUAUUCACAGACUUCACUGGCCUCGAUGUAGCUAAACUUUCACGCCAUUUCUCAAACGACCUCAGUAUUGACUGACUAAAGGGUUACCUGCCUGGCUCACCGGCGAAUAGACGGAAAGCUGGCCCUUAGUUUUUAAGUAAAAUUGCAAACUGUCACAAUUUAUUUGAAGCACUCAGAAGAGCUGUCAAUC